This is a messenger RNA of Photinus pyralis (common eastern firefly), 670 nucleotides long. RefSeq names its product cuticle protein 12.5-like. Lineage: Eukaryota; Metazoa; Arthropoda; Insecta; Coleoptera; Lampyridae. The transcript is spliced from 3 exons. The record is from RefSeq and is a predicted model, not a curated record. The coding region runs from base 44 to 601 and encodes 185 amino acids.
CAAACAGCAUUCGUACACUUGCAGCGUAGUACACAGCAACAACAUGUUCAAAUUCAUCAUCCUCGCCGUCUUCGUCGCCGCCGCUAGCGCUGGCUAUGCUCCCGAACUCUACUCGGCGCCUUUGGCCCACGCCGCUUAUGCCGCUCCUGUUGCACAUGCCGCAUAUGCCGCACCUAUCGCCACCGCCGCGUACGCCGCCCCAGUGGCUCACGCCGCCUAUGCCGCCCCAGUGGCUCACGCCGCCUAUGCCGCCCCAGUAGCUCACGCUGCCUACGCUGCUCCAUUGGCCCACGCUACCUCUUACCAAAGCUCCGUAAAGAUCUCCCACCCCGUCGCCGUUAAAGCCGUCGCCCCAGUAGCCCACGCCGCCUACGCCGCCCCAGUCGCCUCCUACGCCGCCCCGUACGCCCACGCCAUCCACGCCGCCCCAGCAAUCUCCUACGCCGCACCCGCACCCAUCAUCAAGGCUGCUCCAAUUGUGCACGCCGCCCCCGCCCUCUCGUACCAUGCCGCCCCGGCACUCCCCUACGCCGCCGCCUCGUACGGUUUGGGAUACGGCGCUCACGGUUACGGAUUGGGAGGACUCGUCAAGUCCUGGUAAAUUCGUACCUAUUCUCUAAUUCAAAAAUAUUUAUUUAUUUUUUAUGAGAUGAUACAUUGUUAAUAAAUA